CCACUGUCCUCAAACAUUUUAAUUUCCAGCACAAAAAGGCAAAAUUGCCUAGAAACAACAUGGUGACUGCCCUCCUGCACCUGUAGAGGUUGGUUUUAUGGAUUAGCUAGUUGUAUACGUCUUGAGAAAUAGAACAAAAACAUCUUCCAAAAUGGAAACAAAAACAAUGGAAGCUGUUAAGCUCAGGGGGUUGUUUUUAGUUUUAGUUUUCGUAACGGUUUCAACCAUUGAAGCCCAUAUCGUCAAUUUCGAUGAGGUCUGGAAGCAGCGCUCCGAGGAAGCCAAGAAGGCCGCUCACCGGGCCUAUCACCCCAAUCCUUUGAAAGUCACAGAUCAUUUCAACAAGCAUGUCCACAAAAUGACGGAGGGCGACAACAGCACAAGAAGGGAAUUGCGCAGAUACAAAGGCCCAUGCAUUGCCACGAACCCGAUAGAUCGGUGUUGGAGGUGCCGAAAGAACUGGGAGCAUCACCGCAUGAAGCUAGCGGAUUGUGCCCUGGGAUUCGGCCGCCACACCACGGGAGGCAAGGGAGGGAAGAUUUACGUAGUAACCGACCCCUCUGACAAUGACCUAGUAAACCCAAAACCGGGAACGCUGCGGUUCGCAGUGAUUCAACCGGAGCCACUCUGGAUCAUAUUCGCGCGUAGCAUGGUGAUCAGGCUAAGCGAAGAGCUUAUAUUUACAAGUGACAAGACCAUCGAUGGACGUGGAGCCAACGUACACAUAACCGGCGGUGCUGGGUUCACUUUGCAGUUCGUGAGGAAUAUCAUCAUCCAUGGCCUUCGAAUCCAUGGCAUCAAAGCUGGAAAUGGUGGAAUGAUAAGAGACUCGGUGAGCCACUACGGUUACCGUUCGAAAAGCGAUGGCGACGGUAUUUCAAUCUUCGGAUCCUCACACAUUUGGAUUGAUCACGUCUCCAUGUUGAAUUGCGAUGAUGGGCUGAUAGAUGCUGUUGAGGGUUCCACAGCCAUAACCAUCUCCAAUUGCCAUUUCACCAACCACAAUGAGGUGAUGCUGUUUGGUGCUAGUGAUCUCUACUCGGGGGAUUCCAUAAUGCAGAUAACAGUGGCUUUCAACCACUUUGGUAAGGGACUAAUACAAAGGAUGCCAAGGGUCCGGUGGGGGUUCGUCCACGUGGUGAACAACGACUACACUCAUUGGCUCAUGUACGCCAUAGGUGGGAGCCAUAACCCUACCAUCAUUAGCCAGGGUAACCGCUUCAUCGCACAAUCCAGCCUAUUCACUAAAGAGGUGACAAAAAGAGACUACGCACCUGAGAGCGUGUGGAAGAAUUGGUUGUGGCGAUCGGAGGGAGACCUUAUGAUGAAGGGAGCCUUUUUCAUUCAAUCUGGAAACCCAAAGCAGAGCUACCCCAAGAAAGAUUUGAUUUCCCCCAAGCCAGGAUCCUAUGUCCCCAGGCUCACACGCUUUUCUGGUGCUCUUAGCUGCAUGCCAAAUAGACAGUGCUGAUGCAUUUGUAUGUAUGUACCUAAGUAUGUAGGCCUGAAAUGAAGCUCAAUCUGAAACACUAGUGAAAAUAGGGUCCAUCAUAGAAAGAUAUAUAAGAAAAAUGUCAAAUAGAUUAUGAUUUUCUCUCUAUGGCUGUGGGAGAUAGAGAGGAAAGACAGCCUGACAUUCUUUUAUUUUUUUGAGAAUAUUAAAUUGAUCAAUUUUGGUUUCUGCCA
Molecule: messenger RNA, 1686 nt
Organism: Rhododendron vialii
Lineage: Eukaryota; Viridiplantae; Streptophyta; Magnoliopsida; Ericales; Ericaceae
Product: pectate lyase-like
Exons: 4
Coding region: 152-1471 (439 amino acids)
Molecular function (GO): pectate lyase activity
Source: RefSeq, a predicted model, not a curated record